Molecule: messenger RNA, 1191 nt
Organism: Symbiodinium sp. CCMP2592
Lineage: Eukaryota; Dinophyceae; Suessiales; Symbiodiniaceae
Source: the annotation of a GenBank genome assembly
AUGGACUUUGACUUUGCCGUCACUGGCCGAAUGCCUCCGAGCCUGGAGAUCAACGCGGAGCCCACGGACGGCGGUGCAGAUGCAUCGAAACCUCGAGUGCCUCGAUACACUCCUCCGGAUGCUUCGCAGGGCGAAGAGUUGACGGAGCGGCCUGGGCCCAACCAGGAGCGGGCAGAAGGAGACGUGGAGGAGCCUCCAAAGCCUGCGGCUGAAGAGGAGCUAGAGGUGCCGGCACCUGCCUCCAAUUCGGAAGAGCCUUCAUUAGCGGUGCCUCCGGUCGGUCUCGCGGAAGACGACCAGGAUGCAGCAUCUGCUGAAGCGGAAACCGUGUCUGUCGGGCACGAAGCUGUGCGAGACGAGUCGGACGGCGAGGCGUCCCUUGCUAGCUGCGCAGAGGAGAUGCCUCUCCAGGAACUGGAACCUAGCGAUGCAGAGGAGGUCGCCAGUGGCAAGCGACUUGAGACGGCCGAGGAGCAGGACCAGGAUCUUGGUCCCCCAGAAGAGGAGGACGAAGAACUGAAACUCCAGGAGGAGGUGGAAGAGGUGGAAGAGGAGGAAGACCAGGAAGAGGAGGAAGAAGAGGAAGAAGAGGAGGAAGAGGAGGAGGAAGAAGAAGAAGAGGAGGAACUACAAGAAGAGGAGGAAGAAGAAGAGCUGGCUGAUGGCGAGGAGCCGGAGGAAGCAACUGCGACAAAGAGCGCUAAGGAUGCAGAGGACCCGCUGAGCGCAGCGGCGCGGUUUCUGUCUGAAGACGAAGCUCCCAUGAGGUCACGGCAAGAGGAUUUCGCGGCCGGCAACAGACGAGAGAAGCGGCGACAACGCCGGGAGGCCAGGAGGAGCCUCGCUGUGACCCCGGGGGCUCGGGAGGAGGAAGAUAGCGAUGGCCUACGGCCUCGGAAGGGGCGGAAGGGUCGGAGGAGGUCGGAGGACCGUCAAGCGCCCGAGGUGCCUCAGGCGCCUGUGGAGGAUGCGCCAAGACGCGCCAAGCGCGCCGCGAAGCGGGCGGCGAAGGCGGCUGCGGCCAAGGACAGCCACGACUCUGACGAGGCGCGACCGCCCCGCCAUCGAUCUGGUCGACGGUGUGUGUCGGAGCCAGCUAGCGAUGACGAUUUGCGGCCUGGAGCGCCUUCUGGAGAGGAGGCCUCUGGACGCCGUCGACGGCAGAAGACCGGCAAGGGCCGAGUGGCCUAA